Messenger RNA from Penicillium bovifimosum, 3549 nucleotides. Its product is annotated as putative vesicle-mediated transport protein (Imh1). The transcript has 4 exons. Bases 1 to 3549 code for a protein of 1182 amino acids. The record is from RefSeq and is a predicted model, not a curated record. Gene Ontology annotation, cellular component: Golgi apparatus. Lineage: Eukaryota; Fungi; Ascomycota; Eurotiomycetes; Eurotiales; Aspergillaceae.
AUGCUCCCCCUCACUCCGCCCCGUGGCCAGUUGCUCAUUUUCUUUCUGUUCUUGGUAAACACUUGUGCCAGCGGUCUUGCGCUCUUUUAUUUUCUUGUCGCUUGGGUUCUGAGAACCGCGGCGAUGUUUCAGCGGCUUCGCGACGCCAUCGACUCUCGCAUUGCAGAGGAACAAGCCCGCCAAAAGUCCGCCCAAGAUAACAUAUCUCGCUCCGGUUCCAAUCGCCGUCCAACCGCUCGCAAUCAAUCCCCUAGUCGGCGCUCUCGCAACACCGGCAUCCCCGUGAGAGGACCCGACCCUAAGGAGUUCGAGGCUGAGUUCGCCAUCGGUGACGACGAUGAAUCUAGCAAACCCGGAACUCCUAACACAGACAAACCCGAAGCAUCCUCGGAGGUAGGCGAAGGAGAGACAGCGGAGAUGGCGGAAGGUCAGACGGCGGAAACGUCCGAGAAAGCGACGUCACAGGAAACGGAAGCUAAGGAGACCCCGACUGUGCUCCCGCCGGAUGUUCGUGCGAAACUUCGACGACUAGAUAAAUUGGAAUCUAGAUAUCAUGAAUUACUCAAGGCUUAUCGCUCCGCGCACUCGCGCGUCCUCUCCAUUGAGCCCUUUGAAGCUGCCCUGCGCGAGAAUACACCGCUUACCUCGAUCGCGGAACCAAAAGCAUUCACGGAAUACCUCAGUCAGACGACCCUGAAGAGCGACAUGGUCAUGGAAGAGCUGAAGCGUGUCACCGGAGAAAGAGAAGACUUCAGAAAGAAGUUCGAAGAAGCACAGCAGGCCACAAAGGACGCCCUCGAUGAGCUGACGGGCCUCAAGAAGGACACCCAACCGGAGACAAAGACCGAAACAAAGAAGGAAGCAGACGAAACUGGGGAAGAGACGAGUGAGGAGUUCUUCUCGUUUGACAAGGAAGUUCCCCGCUUGGAAAGCGAGCUUAAGGGGAAGCAAGAAGAGGUCGAUAGCCUCAAAAUCGAAGUCGAGAAGCUGAAGGGGGAUAUCCUUGUUACUCGCGAGUCGACCGAAGGUAUGGUGCAGAACCUGGAGACAGCCACCCGCGAGCUUGUUGAGUUACGCGAAACCAAAGACAAGCUCGAUAGUGAGAUUGAAACUUUACAAACCUCCAGGAAGGCUGAGGUCGAUGACCUGAAGGAAAAGCUAGCAACUGCAGGCUCCUCGCUCGAAUCAACAGCCUCUGAGGUCGAGAAACUUAAAUCACAACUCAAGGAGAAGAACGAGGAAAUUGAGAAACUCCAGAAGCAGAACUCCGAGAAAGCUGGAUCUGAUUCAGACGUCGCUGCUCAGUUGGAAGCGGCCAUGGAAGGGAAGAAGUCCGACGAGCAAAAGCUUACUGUGCUUCAAGGCUUAGUUGACAGUCUUCGGUCUCAACUUAAAGACACUGAAUCUACCGUCUCGGACCUAAGGACCGAAAUCAAGGAGAAAACUGAAGGCUCAGCUAAAGUCCAGGGCAUGUUCGACCUUGUGGAUGAGAAAUUGAAGGAAAAUACUGCUUGGAUAUCUGUGAAGGAGAAGAUAUUCGCCGGUGAUAAAGCCGAUUUCAGCGAGGUUAUCCAAAGCCUGACACCGGCCAAGGAAGAUCCCACUCCUACUCCUGCUCCCGCCCAAGAGGAGACACAAUCUGCUCAAGCUACUGGCGGUGGCAGCAGUGCAGGAAAAAAGAAGAACAGGAAAAAGAAGAAGGGUGGCAAGGCAGAGGAAACUCCGAAGCCGGUCGAUACAGCUACUACCGAGCAGGCGCCCGGUGAGACGUUGGUUCCAGCCACGGAACUGGAUGAACUCAAGCAAAAGAUUGAAACCCUUACACAUCAACUGUCCGACAAAGAGGCCGCGAUUGAGCGUCUCAGUUCUAAACUAAAGGGCGAAGAUGAUUUGAAGGAGGAGAUCGAAUCCUUGCGCGACGACCUUGUCAGCUUGGGACAAGAUCAUGUAACAGCCAAGGAGAAGAUCAAGGAGCUUACAGCAGAGAAAUCUGCAAUUGAAGGAACUAUCAGCAAGCUCGAGAAGGAACUGGUGGAUCUUCGCACCAACAAUGCUUCUACCUCAGCCGACUCGGAGAAGGACCGCAUCUCUCUCAAGGAGGAGUUUGAUAACCUCAAGACCCGCUCAGUUACCUUGGAGACCGAUCUUUCCGCUGCCCAGCAGCUGGCUGCCACUCGUUUCAAAGACCUCACAGACCUCCGUGAGACUCUCCAGAAGAUUCAGCCGGAGCUGCGCAGCCUGCGGGCUGAGUCCUCGGAGUUGAAGACCUUAAAGGAAACCCUCACCAGCAAGGUCUCCGAGUUGAAGGCCCUGGAGGGCAAGCAUGAGGAUCUACGUGCUGAAUUGAAGUCAGCCACGGCCCAGAUCUCAGAACGUGACACAGAAGUGGGCAAUCUCAACAAGAAGAUCCGGCAGGAGACGGACAGCAGAUUGAAGACCGAGGAGAGUCUCGCUGUUGCCCAGUCUAACCUGCGUUCUGCCGAGAGCAAGAGGCAAGACGCUGUCAAUGCCAGGGACAAGACCGCUAGCGACCUAUCCAAGUCCCAAGAGGCGCUGAAGGGGCUCCGCGUCAAGAACCGGGAGUUGGAGGAAGAAAUCUCCCGGCUGACGAGCGAGGUUGGAAGCCUCCGAGAUGAGGUCCAGCUAAAGACAGCCCAGUACAGCAGCGCUCAGAGUCUGAUGAACAGCAUGCGCGACCAGAGCGCGGAACUUGCAAUGCAGAUGAAAGAGGCUCGUGAGCGAUGCGACAGCCUCGAGGAAGAAAUGGCUGACGCUCACCGUUUGCUGAGCGAGCGAACACGCGAAGGCGAGACCAUGCGCCGCCUGCUCAGUGAUAUCGAGGGUCGUUCGGAGUCCAAGGUGCGGGACUUCAAGGAACGCAUGGAGGCUGCCAUUGAAGAGCGAGAUCGUGCCGAAGAUGAAGCCAGCACUCAAGGCCGACGCCGUGCUCGCGAAGUGGAAGAACUCAAGAUCAAGGUUCGUGAAGCAGAGCGCGCUUUGCGCACCGCAGAACAGGACAAGGAGGAGCUUGAACAGUCUCAAAAGGACUGGCGCCGUCGCCGCGAUGAGCUCGAGUCAGUCGCUGAAAAGUCAUCCCAGGAGGUGGCCGAGAUUCGACAGGCUAUGGCCGGGCUACGCGACGCACUUGACGAAAGCGAAAAGCAGGUCCGUGAUCUCGAGAAGGAAAGAUCAGAGCUUCGCCGCUCAGUUGAAGAGACAAACAACCGGCUGGAGAAACUCCGGAGAUCUCACAAGACCCUUGGAGAGGACGUCCGUUUGCGUGGUUCACCGAGCGGUCGACAAUCCUCGCGGUCGUCCAUGGAUUCAGGCUCUCGGCGGGCCGUGGCAUCGCCUGGCAGAAGCGAGACCCCGGUGGGCCCACCCAGCAAUGCCUCUGUCGAUUACAUGUACUUGAAGAAUGUUCUUCUCCAGUUUUUGGAACAGAAGGACAAGGCCAACCAGAAGCAGCUAAUUCCUGUCCUUGGCAUGUUGCUCCAUUUCGACCGAACCGAUGAGCAAAAGUGGAUGUCGGCAAUCAUGUCCAAGUAA